Molecule: messenger RNA, 1219 nt
Organism: Acanthoscelides obtectus
Lineage: Eukaryota; Metazoa; Arthropoda; Insecta; Coleoptera; Chrysomelidae
Source: the annotation of a GenBank genome assembly
GUGACCAAAGUGCAGUCUUCUGUUGUUGAGACAACCUAGAGAACUAGACCACUUGAAAAGCGGGUGUUUAUGGCCACACCAAGGGGGUAAACAAGUUUUCUUCCGAAGACGCAAAAUUCCAUCUAAGGUCUACUAUAGGAUUGACGAUAAAAGCAGGAUGCCCGAUGAAUUUAGAAGAUUUCCCAAUGGAUAUUCAACGCUGUCCCUUAAAGUUUGGUUCCUUCGGGUACACGAGCCAUGACGUCAUCUACAGAUGGAACACGGCUAGACAGGUAGCAAUAGCUGAAGACAUGAAACUGAGUCAGUUCGAUCUCAUUGCCACGCCAGCAGCGAAUCAUACCGACUCAGUACUGAACAGCGAUGCCCAAUCAGCCGAAUAUUCGAUGCUGUUAGUUAGCUUCCAUUUGCAACGACAUAUGGGUAACUUUUUGAUACAAGUUUAUGGUCCAUGUGUUCUACUGGUAGUGCUAUCCUGGGUCUCCUUCUGGUUGAACAGAGAAGCAACGGCAGACAGGGUUUCAUUAGGUAUAACGACGGUGCUGACUAUGACAUUCCUUGGCCUAGAGGCGAGGACCGACCUUCCCAAAGUACCAUACCCAACUGCCUUAGAUUUCUUCGUAUUUCUUUCAUUUGCGUUUAUUUUUGCAACCAUUAUACAGUUUGCAGUAGUCCAUUACUUCACCAAGUAUGGUUCUGGAGAAUGCUACUUUAGCUCAGAGCUGGGAUCAGAGUCCAGCAGUGAUGAUGAAGAAGCUUGGACGCAAAUGGAUACCAAUAAAACAAUUCCUGAUUCGUCACCGUCUACGUCCAAAAGAUACAGUACUGCCUUGCCAAGUAGACUACAGUCUGACUUCGUUGAAGUGAUACCUCUGUCAGCAUGUGCCAUUCCAAUGCCACACCACAGAAAACCGUCCCAAACGUGGAGCAGUUUAUCAUGCCUAAGCCGCUCAGAGUCAAGAUCUUCGUUUUUGAUCCAGAAAGGAGCUCAAGAAAACGACCGAAAACCAUCUUACCAAAGUCAGACUCAACCCAAAAGAAGGAAGAAGCGAACCCCUCGCUUUAACUCGGUGUCCAAGAUUGAUCGCGCGUCCAGGGUCGUUUUCCCUUUCCUUUUCAUAGUGAUAAAUCUAUUUUACUGGUACAGUUACUUAUCUAGGACCAAUAGGAUUAAAUAACGAACAUGCUUAUGUAAGCGACAAUAAAUGAAUUUUGUAAAAUA